GCAGAUUUAUAUUUUGGCGUAGCAGCACUGAUAUUUUUUGUCUCAUCAAGAAAUUUCGUUUUAUGUUCACUAUCCCACCAAAACGGUCGUGCAUUCCAAAUUGUGCGCGAAAGCGGUUGUUGCAAAUUCGAGUGCGUUAUUUGUGCGAAGCGUUACAACGCGUUGCUGUCAUUCCGGUCCUGUCAACCCCGACCGACCAGAACGGACUGGUGCUUGGAAGAAAAAACAGCGAAAAAUAUUCGUGUCCGCGCAACAAAAAGUAAAACUGAAAACAUUAUCCAACGCGACGAAAAAGGGUGUACGCUUUCCAUUACCCUAACCGUAGUGCGCGCUGGUGCUAAGAUCUAUGUUUGCAGAAUAUUGCACCCGCCCCCCGUACCAGUGCAAUUAUAAAUAGUUUUCAGCGAGCGAACUGCUGCUGCUGCCGCUGCAUCUGUCCAGGAGGAGGGGCCCAUCGGAAUCUUUGUCACACGGACGCGCUUACAAAAUGGCCCGCUCGAUAAGUCCCGGAGGCUACUCGAACUACGACGACGAUGCGAUGUUUCAGAACGCCGCCUUUACGCACGACAUCAGCGAACAGAUGCGAGUGCCGAAGCGCAUCCGGGCGACCGGGGACUACUACGACGAUCAGGACCUGCUCCCGAACGGUAAUGGCGAGAUAAACUCGUGGAACUACCACAACAAGAUCGAUAUGACCGUACCGGACCGUAUCGUAGUGCUUGGUCAGGAUCAGCAUUUGGUUCUUACAUCAGGCACCAAAUCGGCCCCACGGGAAAUAAUGCUGGAGAACUCCAUCCUGCCGAAGGAUCCGGGGUUUGUGCGCGUUUCGACGCCGCCCCGCGUCAUCACACUUUCGGAGCAUCACUUUCCGUCGGCUUCGGACGAACCGGAAGAGAACGCCAAAGACAACCACCAGGAGGAUAACUAUGGGCCGGCUUCGCUCGAGUCGAUCGAAGAUCCGAACAGCAGCAAUGCUUACUUCUCCCGGCCAUCGUUAGCGCACGGCCGGGAACCGUCUAAACGGUCCGCAUUUUCCAAGUACAACAAUGAGCUCACUUUGACCAGAAGCAUGCGCGAAGAAACACCAACCUUCGGUGGUAGUGUCGAAAACUUGACACCCUCAGAGGAGCUCACGCAUCUAAGGCGCCAGGUGGCUAAAAUAAAUCGACGCCUACUGGCGGUCGAGAUUGAUUCCGUACAAAGACAGCAGCGCGAGAAGAUUAUCUACUGCGUAGGGAUGGCUUACUUCCUGUUCAAAACCUUUAUGUGGCUCAGCCGGAAGUAAGUCGAACGGUUCAACCCGCGACCCAAUUUUCUCUGGUGGCCAUGCAUAGCUGUGUCCAUCGGCCAAGCGUACGAUAGAGCGGAGUGAGGUGGAAUUUAAUGUACUAACUCCAACAUAAUGGAUGGAGCCCGACAAAUGGCACACAAGUAAGCACCAUACCAUAACCAUUCAUCAAAACCCUUUGUUGGAGGUCAUCAACACGGAAGGUGCAAGGACGAGUCAAAGAAGGCCAUGAGCCCUUUGUUCUGCAGCAAUGGUGCAAGUGCGAUAGUGGAAAGCAUGUUGUUUAUUUGGUUUGUGUACAUGAAUACAUGGGGACGGGCGGGGGGUGUGUUAAAAUAUUGGCGUUUUCAAAAGGGAAUUGGUAAACUGAUAGUGAGGAGCGUGAUUUAACAAAAACAACAAAAAACAUUGUUCUGUACCAUUUAGUAGAAGAAGCUAAAGUAUUUCCACAAAAAUUGAGUGCUAGUUGAUUAGAUUUCCCGUUUCUUUUACGUUCUGUGAGAGUAGCAGACACAAAAAGGGUAGUAUUUUUACACAUUUUUUUAUAUUCCUCUUUUUUUGCACUGACCCUCGAGAACGAUAAAGAAUGGUUCUGUAUCGAUGA
Anopheles gambiae (African malaria mosquito) is the source of this 1892-nucleotide messenger RNA. RefSeq names its product transport and Golgi organization protein 11 (gene Tango11). The record is from RefSeq and is a predicted model, not a curated record. The transcript is spliced from 3 exons. Lineage: Eukaryota; Metazoa; Arthropoda; Insecta; Diptera; Culicidae. The coding region runs from base 488 to 1285 and encodes 265 amino acids.